This is a messenger RNA of Ostrea edulis (European flat oyster), 1204 nucleotides long. Its product is annotated as zinc transporter ZIP1-like. Bases 157 to 1119 code for a protein of 320 amino acids. The record is from RefSeq and is a predicted model, not a curated record. NCBI's taxonomy places the organism in Eukaryota, Metazoa, Mollusca, Bivalvia, Ostreida, Ostreidae. Gene Ontology annotation, biological process: zinc ion transmembrane transport. The transcript has 2 exons. Gene Ontology annotation, cellular component: plasma membrane. Gene Ontology annotation, molecular function: zinc ion transmembrane transporter activity.
UUAGCAAACGUUUGCACACGUCACCACACUCGCUAUACGUUCCUGAGCUUUGCACACGAAUUAUAAAUAUCACCUGAGCAGGGAUCAAUAACCGAGAUUGUAGCUGUGAGCGCUACUUGCUUUGAAAGGUGUUCUCUUUGGUGCAAUAAAUCAAACAUGGCGUCUGCUGCUCGAAUUUCAGGAAUCUUCAUCAUGUUUUUCAUCAUCUUCCUAUUUGGACUCGUGCCGUUCGCAUUGCUAAGAGUGUUCGAAAAGAAAUUCUCAAGAGAGAACGUGAAGAAAUGGAUUGGAAUUCUGAACUGUUUUAAUGGCGGAAUCUUUCUAGGAACAGCUAUUUUGCAUUUGUUGCCCGAGGCUAGAGAGAUGUUGACGAAUUAUAUCUCAUACGAUUAUCCGAUCACCGAAGCCAUUACCGGAUGUGGGUGUUUGAUAACACUCACGCUGGAGCACCUGGUUAUGUACUAUAGUAAUGGACAUCCUGUGCAUGAUACAUGUCAUGGAUGUGAAAGAGAAAGAGAAAAAGAAGAGGGCACCGCGAAGAAAUUAAAUAUUGAAAUUACAGAGAAAGAAACCAGUAUUGAUAGUAUUUCUGGAAAAUCUGGAGACAGCGUGAAAGUGGAAGAGCCUCACUUAAGAUUUUUUGCCUUUCGUUCGUUUCUUCUGCUUUUGGCCCUGUCGUUUCACAUGGUUUUUGAGGGCUUGGCCGUAGGUCUGCAAACAGAAGAAGAAGAUGCUUGGAUUCUGUUGGGAGUUCUCUCUCUUCACAAGGUCGCAGUGGCCUUCAGUGUUGGGGUUCAGUUGAAAGAAAAUCUAAGAAAGUUCCAAUAUGUGAUUUUGUCGUUGUUUGCGUUAUCAAUUAUGACACCGAUCGGGGUCGUGAUUGGAUAUAUUGUAGCGGAGACUGGAGAAGACGCGCAUGGGCAGGGCAUUGCUUCCGGAGUCCUACAGAGCCUUUCCGUUGGCUGUUUCCUCUAUGUGACUUUUAUGGAAAUUCUUGGCAAUGAAUUAUACCCAACUAAAGAAAGAAGCCAUUGGAAGGUCUUGUUCACAGUCAUUGGUUUUGCAGUUAUUGCUGCCAUUCAGUUUAUUAAACAUGAUCACGAACAUCAUGGUCAUUAGUUGGUUCUGAUAUCCACAUCACAUAUGUAAGAGGCAUGACAAGGAUAUAGAUCUUAUUUUGAAAUAAAAUUUGCCGACUUUGCUA